AUGACUACACCAAGGCAUAUAUCAUUAAGUAUCUUAGAAGACAUUACCAACGGAAUCUCAGUGGGCUCAAGAAUUGGAAGGGGCGGGUUUGCAGAUGUUUACAAGGGAGUUUACAAUGGGAAAGAUAUUGCUGUGAAGUUGCUUCUUGUUGAUGCAGUGCGAGGAAUUGAUGAUCAACAGUUUAAAAAUGAAGUUGGUAACCUUUUGAGGGCUAAGCAUCGAAAUAUUGUACAGUUAGUCGGUUAUUGUUAUGAAACAAAGAAAAUAUUUGUUGAGCGCAAUGGUGAUUUUAGCGAACAUAUAUAUAAAGCAAUCUGCUUUGAGUACUUGCAGGGUGGAAGCCUAGACACGCGUCUUCAUGACCAAUCUUUUGCACCUAAUUGGAGCACACGUUACAAUAUUAUAAAGGGGGUCUGUGGAGGUUUAAAUUUCCUUCACAAAUGUGUACCUCAAAUUUUGCAUCUUGAUUUGAAGCCCGCUAAUAUAUUGCUAGACAGUUCCAUGGAGCCUAAAGUGGCGGAUUUAGGAUUGUCAAGGCUCUUCACUCAAUCAUACACUCAUGUCACAGAAAAAGCCAUAGGAACCCGGAAGUACAUGCCACCAGAAUUCAUAAAGUAUCGCAUAAUCUCACCUAAGAAUGAUGUUUUUAGUUUGGGUGUUGUAAUGAUAGAGAUAAUGACAGCACCUGCAAGUUACUCCAAUUCUCUUGAAGUGGGCAAUGUGGCACAAUUAAUGCAGCAGGUACACAUCAAAUUACCGAUCGGAGGAAAUACGUCAGCUGGAGACGUGUAUCAAAUUAGCAAUACGUUGUGUGGAUUCUGA
Triticum turgidum subsp. durum (durum wheat) is the source of this 822-nucleotide messenger RNA. NCBI's taxonomy places the organism in Eukaryota, Viridiplantae, Streptophyta, Magnoliopsida, Poales, Poaceae. The record is from the annotation of a GenBank genome assembly.